UGUCGGAACGUCGCUCAGGCUCCGGUCUCUCGAGCUAAAACUACUCUGCGACUACGGAAAGUUGGGAAAAUGAAGCGGAUGGCGGUACUGGCCGUCUUCGCGGCUGUCUGUCUCGCUCUGGUAGCGGCGGACUAUAACACCGUGAAGAUCGCCGACAAGGACUUCCUUCUCAAGCAGAAGAAGAUCUACAACCUGCUAUACCAUGUCUCGCAACCAUCCCUCAUGAACCCCAGCCUGUACGAAGAAGGCCGGUCUUACGAUAUUGAGGCCAACAUCGAUUCUUACACUAACAACACCGCAGUGAAGAAUUUCCUCUAUAUGUACAAGUAUGGUAUGCUACCUCGCGACGAACUGUACUCCCCGUACUACCCGAAGCUCGUAAAAGAAACCAAGGCUCUGUUCCGUCUGUUCUACUAUGCCAAGGACUUCGACACCUUCUACAAAACUGCACUCUGGGCGCGUGUUUAUGUCAACCAGAUGCAAUUCUGCGAAGCGCUAUACACGGCCGUUACCCGUCGCGAAGACACCAAGUUCAUCCAGUUGCCGCAGCCCUAUGAGAUGUACCCAUACGCAUUCUUCAACUCCGAGGUACUCGAGAAGGCGCAUCAUGCGAAACUCUUCGGCAAGCUCGACUCGAGGAAGUUCGGCGACUACGAAACCUACAUCAUCCCGGCCAAUUAUUCCGGAUGGUACAUGUCGCGCGACUACGACGUCGAGCACAAGCUCAACUACUUCACCGAGGACAUCGGCUUGAACGCCUAUUACUUCUUCUUCCGAAAAGAAUAUCCGUUCUGGAUGAAGGGCGAGGAGUUCGGAUUGCAAGAGUACCGCGGCGAGGAGUUCCUGUACGCUCACAAACAGUUGUUGAUGCGUUAUGGCUUGGAGCGAUUGUCCAAUGACAUCGGACAUAAGGUCGAGGAUUUUGAUUGGUUCGGGCAAUUCUAUACCGGGUAUUACCCGACGAUGACCUACCACAACGGGCUGCCGUUGCCACAGAGAGGAUACUUCAGCAAGUUCCCUUACUACAAGUAUAAAUACAUAAAGCACAUGCACGAAAUAGAGAACCGAAUCGCCGGGGCCAUCGAUUCCGGAAUCAUCCUGGACGCAAGCGGCAAGAUGGUCAACAUCUACACUCCCGACGGCCUCAAUAUCCUCGGCAACAUCAUCGAGGGCAACAUGGACUCCUGCAAUCUUAACUUCUACGGCAGCAUGGACGCCCUUGCGAGAAAGAUCCUCGGCUACAACUUGGAGCCGUCUACGCCCUACCAAAUUAUUCCAAGCGCCCUCGAAAUGUACAGCACCUCCAUGAGGGAUCCCGCGUUCUACCGUAUUUACCAGAGAAUAUUUGAAUUCUACUACAACAGAUACAAGCUACAUCAGAAACCAUACAACAAGAACGAGGUUGUCUAUCCAGAACUGAAGAUCGAGUCAUUCGUCGUGGACAAACUGACCACCUUCUUCGAUCAAUUCGAUGCCACGAUCAGCAACGGUAUGGUGAUCGACGACGCGAAGGAGGCCGAGAGCAUGUUGAUUAAGGUUCGUCAGCAUCGUCUCAAUCACAAACCAUUCAGCUUCCACUUUGCUAUCCACGCCGACAAGGCCAUGAAAGCCGUCUUCCGCAUCUUCCUUGGCCCGAAAUACGAUAUUCACCACAAACCACUGGACUUUGCUGAGAAUGCCAAGUAUUUCUACGAGAUGGACAACUUUAUAGUCGACCUAAACGCCGGCACGAGCAAGAUUGUGCGCAACAGCCAAGAUUGCUUCUUCGUUAUGCGCGAAGAUCAGCCUAGCGAGGUGUUCUACAAGAAGGUGGUGCAGAGCUUGGAGGGCUCGGACUCUUUCUCCUACAUGGAACGACUCUCAGGUUUCCCCGAGAAUCUUUUGCUGCCUAAAGGCAAGAAGGAGGGUAUGCCCUUCCAGAUGUUCGUGUACGUGAGCCCGCUCGAGGAUGAACCCGUACUCUACAUGUCUCGUAUCUUCGGAAGCUACAAGUUCGACAAGAGGUCGCUCGGAUUCCCACUGGACAGGCCCACCCUCAACUUCCACUACGACGGGCCGAACAUGAUGCUGAAGGACGUCGUUAUCUACCACAAAGACGAGACGGAGAUGAACGUCACUUAUUGAUGGCUCGUUAAGUCUUCUUCCACCUCCGCUCCGAUCAUUUAAUUCGAUGUAACCAUCCGCAACUAAACAUAUGUCUAACAAAAUACAUUUGUCUCUUUUGUGUAUACAAUAGAAUAUUAUUUUUAAAAUAUAAAAUAUAAAUAAAUUCAGAGAAUUAGUCUUUUCCGUGUAUUAAACGAUACUUUUAAGAGAACGUCGUCGAAAGGAUUAAGAAAUAUAAUAAAAUAAAGUAACAGAAAUAGAAA
Messenger RNA from Odontomachus brunneus, 2369 nucleotides. It is a transcript of the gene Hex70a, whose product is annotated as arylphorin subunit alpha-like. The transcript has 6 exons. Lineage: Eukaryota; Metazoa; Arthropoda; Insecta; Hymenoptera; Formicidae. The record is from RefSeq and is a predicted model, not a curated record. Bases 70 to 2124 code for a protein of 684 amino acids.